CGAUUAUACUUCUCCUCCCACUUGCGCAGGCUAUUCUCCGUCAACAUGAACAAGCUCUCUCAAGCGAACCGAAUCAUAUACCAAAAUCAACUCUCAGUAAUCAAAGCCAAUUAAAUUCCGUUAUCACCAAAAUUAAAACCCUCCUUGAGUUCUCAUAUCAAUCGAUCCGAAGUUGUCGUUGUCGUUUUGAAGGAGGAAGCAUGUCGUUCGAUCUGCUGUUGAAGCCGUCGUGUAGUGGGUGUGGAUCGACCACGGACUUGUACGGAAGCAAUUGCAAGCACAUGACUCUGUGCUUGAGCUGUGGCAAAACCAAGGCCGAGAACCAUGAAAAAUGCUACGACUGUGGCGCCACAGUCACGCGUUUGAUUCGAGAGUAUAAUGUUCGUGCGAGUUCUAGCAGCGACAAGAAUUACUUUAUUGGUAGAUUUGUGUCUGGGUUGCCAAAUUUUUCGAAGAAGAGAAGUGCAGAAAAUAAAUGGUCUCUCCAAAAAGAAGGUCUACAAGGACGGCAACUUACUGAUACUUUGCGGGAGAAGUACAAGAAUAAACCAUGGUUAUUGGAGGAUGAAACAGGGCAAUUUCAGUUCCAAGGUCAGAUGGAAGGUGCACCAUCCGCUACUUACUACCUACUAAUGAUGCAAGGAAAGGAGUUUGCUGCUAUUCCUGCUGGUUCUUGGUAUAACUUUAACAAAGUUGCACAAUAUAAGCAACUUACACUGGAGGAAGCAGAAGAAAAGAUGAAUAACCGGAAAAGGACUGCUGAUGGAUAUGAAAGAUGGAUGAUGAAAGCUGCAAAUAAUGGAUCUGCUGCAUUUGGUGGAGUGGAGAGGCCUGAUGACAAAGAUAGUGGUGUGGCUGGUGGUAGGGCACGUAAAAAGAUGACUGGUGAUGAUGAAGAAGGUAAUGUUUCAGAUAAAGGGGAGGAGGAUGAAGAGGAAGAGGUCGCAAGGAAGAAUAGAUUGGGACUCAACAAAAGAGGUGGUGAUGAUGACGAGGAAGGUCCGAGAGGUGGUGAUCUUGAUUUAGAUGAUGAUGAUAUUGAGAAGGGUGAUGAUUGGGAGCAUGAAGAAAUAUUCACGGAUGAUGAUGAAGCCGUUGGUAAUGAUCCUGAAGAAAGGGAAGAAUUGGCCCCUGAAGUUCCUGCUCCUCCAGAAAUUAAGCAGGAUGAAGAUGAUGAGGAUGAAGAUAAUGGAGAGGAGGGUGGACUGAGCAAAUCCGGAAAAGAGUUGAAGAAGCUGCUUGGGCGAACUGGUGGACUUAACGAUUCGGAUGCAGAGGAUGAUGAUGAUGAUGAGGAAGAUAUGGAUGAUGAGAUUGGUGUUACUCCUGUGCUGGCUCCAAAGCAGAAGGAUGCACCUAAAGAGGAACCUGCUGAAAACAGUCCUGUAAAAACGAUACCUUCUGGACCUGCUCGGGGAACCCCAUCUGCCUCUAAGUCUGCAAAGGCGAAGAGAAAAUUAAAUGGCGACGAUGCGAAAGUGUCUAAUGCUGCACCUCCAAAGAAGGUGAAAACAGAAAAUGAAUUAAAACCUUCUUUAAAAGAAGAAACCGUGCCUCCUCCUAAAAGCAGUGUGCCUUCAAAAGCUACACCAUCAUCAAAAACUGGGCCAACAUCAUCUGCUGGGCCUGUCACUGAAGAAGAAAUCAGAGCUGUUUUAAUACAGAAGACACCCGUGACAACACAGGAUCUUGUUGCUAAUUUUAAAGCUAGACUAAGAUCCCCAGAGGACAAGAAAGCUUUUGCAGACAUCCUGAGAAAAAUUUCCAAGAUACAGAGGACAAAUGGAUCUAAUUAUGUUGUUUUGAGAGAGCGAUGAUUGGAUCCCAGUACAUCAUUUGCAGUUGGUGUCCAUCCGCUUAAUCCAACGAUCUCAUUUCCAGUAACUCUUCCCCACCCUAAAAGGUGGUAUUAGGAAGAGUUUGUUUUGUAUUUCCGACUAAGAGCUGUGUCACUUUAUGGUUAUGGAUCAUAAGCAUGGGUUUCUUUCUUCCGAUU
Messenger RNA from Juglans regia (Persian walnut), 1996 nucleotides. Its product is annotated as transcription initiation factor IIF subunit alpha-like. Gene Ontology annotation, biological process: positive regulation of transcription elongation by RNA polymerase II; transcription initiation at RNA polymerase II promoter. The record is from RefSeq and is a predicted model, not a curated record. Lineage: Eukaryota; Viridiplantae; Streptophyta; Magnoliopsida; Fagales; Juglandaceae. Gene Ontology annotation, cellular component: transcription factor TFIIF complex; nucleus. Bases 201 to 1817 code for a protein of 538 amino acids. Gene Ontology annotation, molecular function: RNA polymerase II general transcription initiation factor activity; TFIIF-class transcription factor complex binding; DNA binding. The transcript is spliced from 10 exons.